AUGUCUGCGCAGCCGUCCGUAUACUAUGGACCGCACGUGCUGCUUAGCGUGAGCCCACUUAGUGGGGCGGCCACACCCGUGUUCCCGACGCGUCUUCAGUCGAUUGUUCAGCCACUGUGGGCCAGCACACAUGCACACGGCAACCGUCGGUGUCCGCCCUUCGGCGCUUACGGCGUUUUGGUGCAGCGGGCCACCAAGCGGGAUGCUGAUUGUGCCUUGGUGCUGCCGCCGGCGGGGGCUGCCUCCGGGAAGUGCCGCGGCCUCACGCGCGCAGCCGAGCAGGCGACCAUUCGGAGGUCCGUAGCACAGUCUCUCAGUGUGUCGCUACACCAUGAGCUCUACGCGUACCGUAGACAGAAGUACCUGCUUUCCACGCUGAUGGAUCUGAGGCAUUAA
Messenger RNA from Rangifer tarandus platyrhynchus (Svalbard reindeer), 396 nucleotides. The record is from the annotation of a GenBank genome assembly. Lineage: Eukaryota; Metazoa; Chordata; Mammalia; Artiodactyla; Cervidae.